UUCUGCUGCAAGGUUGGUAAUGAAAACCACGUGUGUUUAGCUGUCAAAUGUUUCCCAUUUUUGGUUCAAGUUAAAACAUUUUUUUCUCGUAGUGUUCCUUUUAAAAAUGUAGAUUCACAACUAAAAUCAUGAAUGACUUGGACCUUGAAGAUAUUGAAUCACGUCUUUAUAGUCAAGUUUAUCACUCUGUUGAUUCAGAAAGCGACUUAGUUCUUCCUUCUGCUCCAGUCGAGCCAUUUACCUCUGAAAACAUGAAAAAUCAAGGUCGUUAUUUCGGUCGCUGGACGCCUGGAACAAAAUUUCAGAAAAAUAUGCAUCCAAAACAAAAUCCAAGAGCAUCAUCUUUCAGUGAUUGUGACCAGUCUCAUCCAGGUUUUUAUUCAAAAAGUUUUAAAAGACGCCACAGGCCUGAUAAUAUAUCAAUCAAUCAAUUAGUUGUUUUGAGUCCUCAAAGCCCUAUUGUUUGUGUAACUCCUAAAAAAAAUCGAAAUAAGGCGCGUUGGAAAAAUUACAGAAAGAAGCAGAGAAAACUAGAGAAACUAGCUAAUUCUCAGAGCGAAGCAAUAAAACAGACACCAGACGUUGUACCUCCAAAUAAAGAACCAAGUAAAUGUGAGAAAGUCAUUACAUUGUCUGAUAGUGAGAGUGAGGAGGAUAACUGUGUAAUAAUACCUGAUAAUUGGCCAGUUUUAUCGGUAUGUGAUUCAGACGAUGAUAAUAAAAAGGACGAUGAUCAUGACAACACAAGUAAUAAUACUGAAAAUAAUGAAUUAAAUAGAUCGUCAAAUGAAGAUGUAAUAUUUGUUGAACCUGUGGAGAAGCCAGUUGAGGUAAUAAACCUUGACGAUGAAAGCCAGACUCCUGAAAAAAAAUUACAGCAAAAAAGUAACGAAACAGCGUCAGUUGCAUCAUCAGAUUCAAACGUCUCUGAAUCACCAACGAAAAAAGCCCACCGCGAACGUAAAGAAUUAUUAAGUACGCCGGAUUCAGCCUCAAAUGAUUUCGUAAACAGUUAUGGAAUUGAAUUAAAUCAGAAAAAUUUCAACUUUAGUUUGCACGGAUCUGAUUUUAAAAGUGGAGACUUUGUUAAACCUGCAAAUCGUAAUGAGACGUGCGAAACUGAAAGCAGUUCAAGCACCACAGACCUCAAUUCUGUAAACUUAAUGAAAACUGUUGUUUUUAACGAAAUUGAAUUUCCAAAAGACGACAUUUUUUCCGAGAGUAACUUGGAGAGUUUUGGUAAUUUUAUCACUCCAACGAAAAGGGGGACAAAUAUUCCAUUAGCCCAAUCAUCGUCUACUCCUAAAGUGGAUGAUCAAAGUAAACGGACCAUUAACUCGUCUGAUAGUAGCUCGGAGAGUGAUUUUGAAGCCUCAAGGAUAAAGAAAAUCAAAAAAGUUAAGAAUUUGCCAGAAUUGUCGCCCAUGCAGACAAAGAAAAAACACAAGAAAAUUACCAGUAAAUAUGAUUUGCUAGAUGCAGAGGCGGAUGAGUCUUUAUUGAAAGGGAAACAAAAGAAGAAACAAAAAAAUAAGAAAAAGAAGAGUGAAAAAGACGAAACUGUUUCUAGUAUUGAUUGUACAGAGUCAGUUCAGAAGAAGAGAAAAUCGAGUCAGAUGGAAGUUGCAGGUGAUAAUGUCUUGAAGAAAAAAUCUAAAAACAAGAAGAAAUUGCGAACUGCGACCCCAGACCUUGAAUCAACUACCCAAACUAGGCAGGAUUGUGAAAGUGUUGACGCAACUGAUGAAUCAGCUCCAGUUACAAGUUUAAAAGAUGUAACGGAAAUGACAGAAACAAGUAGUAAAAAAGAAGAUGAGGAAAAAAUUAUGGUUGGAAAGAAACCUGACUGUAGUCAACUUAAUAAUACAGUUAAGGAAGAACCAGAAAUAAGCGAGGAGCCUGCAAAGUUAAAAUCGCCGAAAGUCGUCGAAAGUGAAGAUAUCUCAGCUUUGGAAGGUUUACUUGUUGUUGACGAAACGUUCACCAAUACCACCGAUGUCCAAACUGUGACAUCAGAUUCUGAUUCGGUUCUAUCUCCACUUACAGAUCAUCAAGACAUUCAAUUAAUAAAUUGUGAAACGACAGUUGAAAAUGAUUGUACACCGUCUACUUCCAAAUCUAGUAAAUUAAAUCUGGCAAGUAACAGUGUUAAAGACCUUCAAGUUGUUAUGUCAAGUGAUCCUAAACUUUGGACGAUAUUAGACAGUGAUAGGUGGCCUUUAGCGAGAUCUUCUACAGGUAGAAGGUGCAAUAAAUGCAAGGAAUUGGGUCACAUAGCACUCAGAUGUCCAAAUAAGCCAGAACCCAAAUGCAAGUUGUGUGGACAAGGCGGCCAUUACGAACCUAGAUGUCCUAACAAGUUGUGUACUCAGUGUGGCAGGCGAAGUCUGUAUGCUACAGCUUAUUGUAGCUCGUGUUUCAAGUUACGAAAUUUUCAAUGCCAAUUGUGUUCUAUGACAGGUCACGCAGUUGAAACUUGUCCAGAUCUAUGGCGACGCUACCAUCUGACGACCACUGAGGGUCCGUUAAAAACGUACUCUGGACCUGCUUUAAAACAAAAGAAAGAUUUGUGGUGUUCCGGGUGUGCUCAACCAGGUCACUUAGAACAUAUGUGUGGGUUUUACAAGUCGAUGUAUCCACCGACGGAUCCGUUUAUUAAAGGUUAUACAGAUGUAUAUGGACAAGAAAGAGUGUCACAGGAGGAGUCACAGCAGCCAGAACCCCGAUUUACAAAUCCUCGAAGCAACUUUCUACCAAACCAACCUCAGAAUUAUGUAAUCCAAGGAGUCAACCAGAGAUAUAAUUAUAACUGUAAUUAUGACCAGUUUGCCAAUGCGUUUAUUCAAAAUGGGGUGUUUGUGGCCAACCAACAAAAUUUCUACACUAAUCAGUGUGCGCAAGGAAAUUAUAUGCAAGAAUGUCCGCAGUAUUCCAAUGUAUACACGAGCUUUUGUGACAAUUUACCGAAUUAUAUCAGUUUUGAUACACAACCCCCAGUUAACAUGGGGGUUUCUAGACCUGAACCAGCACAGCAGGAUUUAGCGACUCCUAAUGACAAGAAAGCUCAUUGCAAUAACAUGUUUUUCUCUUCGUCGGGGAGAACAUUGCGACAAUUUGUCACUAGGGAAUUGGCAAGAUUGACCAAAUUAUCGUUUAAUUUAAGCAGAAAUGUAAUGGAGUUGAAGAGAAGGCAGGUUCCACGAGGUUCUCGAGCACAAGCGGAAUAUUACCAAUUGCUUAACAUGGUGCUUUUUGGUAUCUUUUGCUUCCACGAUGGAAGAUUCCAUCUGAAUAAUUUGAAACAGCUCAAGUUGGAAAGAGAUAAAGACAAAGUGGCUGUUUUUAGAAGACGAAAAUUGCACAGAGCGUACUGUUUUAUUUUUGGAUGUGAAAGGCACGACGGUGUAGACUAUAAUGAACUUUUAAGCAGGAUUUAAUGAAUUUUAAUUUGGAAUAUUUGAUUAAUUUUUUGUUGAAAUAAAUACAUUUUUUUAUUAUA
This is a messenger RNA of Tribolium madens (black flour beetle), 3499 nucleotides long. RefSeq lists its product as uncharacterized. The transcript is spliced from 5 exons. Gene Ontology annotation, molecular function: nucleic acid binding; zinc ion binding. The coding region runs from base 129 to 3437 and encodes 1102 amino acids. The record is from RefSeq and is a predicted model, not a curated record. Lineage: Eukaryota; Metazoa; Arthropoda; Insecta; Coleoptera; Tenebrionidae.